AAAAUCAUAUGUGUUUUUUGCAUUAUUCAAGCUUCACGUUAUGGAAUCUAAAUGAAUAAAAUUGUUGGCAUUUGAGAGGAUAAAAGUAAAUAAGUGAAAACAUGUUACGCGCAGUUCUUUCUAGUGCGAUUCGCACAGCUACGCGAUUUACCAAUACGUGCCCAGUAGUCGUACCAACCAUGCGAGCGCUUUCUUAUAAAAUGUCUAAUCCUUUACCAUCCUCAAAUUCAACGCUGCUAUCAAAAAUCUCAACGGUCUCAGGUCAACAAAUAAAUACUAGCGUCGUCACAGCGCUUACUUUAUUUCAACAUCAACCAUCGCGCUCUUUGACGAAGUUCUCACUUAAUAAAGGAAAACGUAAAUCUGUAAGGGCUGUCCUUAAGCGUUUCAAACGACUAGAUUGGGGCAUAUGGAUACGUACUCACACAGGUCGCAAUAAAAAGAUGUUCAAAAAGUCGAAGGAGCUACGGAGAAGACUGCGACAACAUAUUUUCACAAAUUCGACGCAAAGUUAUUUGUUGGACAAAAUGGUCACUAGUUUUUGGCGUCGCCCGAAACAUUACAUAGAUGAUCCAUACGCACCGUACCAUAAGCGGGACGAAUUCUUUGCAACAAAAAGCAAAACUUUUAAAGUAUGAAGAGAGAAAAAGAUACCGUGUACCGUGUAUUGCCCAAGCCAUUUAUGAGGUAUUGAUGUAACAGAUUAGUUUAUUUAAAGUGUUUUCAUUAAAUUUGGCUUGAAGCUGUUAUUGUAGACAUUUUUGACCGAGUGUAAAAUAAUCUAAUUAUUUAAAUCAGA
This is a messenger RNA of Anastrepha ludens (Mexican fruit fly), 799 nucleotides long. RefSeq names its product 39S ribosomal protein L35, mitochondrial (gene mRpL35). NCBI's taxonomy places the organism in Eukaryota, Metazoa, Arthropoda, Insecta, Diptera, Tephritidae. Gene Ontology annotation, biological process: translation. Gene Ontology annotation, molecular function: structural constituent of ribosome. Gene Ontology annotation, cellular component: ribosome; mitochondrion. Bases 102 to 638 code for a protein of 178 amino acids. The transcript is spliced from 2 exons. The record is from RefSeq and is a predicted model, not a curated record.